AUGAGAAACAUCAGAGCAAAGACUUUUAUACUGUUUGGAGCUCUUGGUCUGCUGAUCCUCCAUUUAUACAAAACCUUUACUGAACAUAAAUUCGCCCAACAGGUAAAACUGAGAAAUGUUGGGCAGAAGAGGCCUCUGAGCAACAACAAUCACUUUAUAUAUUCCUGGAAAGGUUGUCAUAGGAAUGAAACUUGGGCAAAGAUCACAGACUUCACUUCUCUUCCUACAAACACCCAGGACUUUCUUUACUAUCGUCACUGUCGUCAUUUCCCUAUGCUAUUGGAUGUUCCUGACAAAUGUGGAGGAGCCAACAGAUCUUCUGAGGUUUUUCUUCUGCUGGUCGUCAAAAGUUCCCCCGUGAACUACGACAGACGGGAGGUGCUACGCAAAACCUGGGCAAAAGAGAGAUUACACAACGGUGUGUGGAUCCGACGGAUCUUCAUCUCAGGAACGAUGGACACUGCUUUUGAGAAACGAAGGCUGAACAAGCUCCUCAAACUAGAAGGACAGGAACACAAUGAUAUCCUCCAGUGGGACAUCAAUGACUCCUUCUUUAACCUUACCUUGAAGCAGAUCCUCUUCCUGGAAUGGAUGGAAAGAAACUGUCCACAUGCCCGCUUUCUCCUGAACGGUGAUGAUGACGUCUUUGCCAACACGGACAACAUGGUGGAGUAUCUCCAAGGUCUCAAAGACAAUAAUGGAGAUAAACACCUCUUUACAGGUCACCUAAUUCAGAAUUCAGGGCCUAUUAGAUACCAAUGGAGCAAGUAUUUUAUACCAGUUCAGGUGCAGGAGUCGGAUUAUUACCCUCCCUACUGUGGAGGUGGAGGCUUCCUCCUGUCUGGUUUUACAGCUUCAGUCAUAUAUAAAAUGUCCCAUUCCAUUACGGUUCAUCCCAUUGAUGAUGUCUACAUGGGAAUGUGUUUAGCCAAAGCAGGCCUCGUACCUGUAUCUCAUAUAGGUGUGAAAACAGCAGGACUGUACAUCCCUUCUGACAAACUCGAUGAAUAUGACCCUUGCUAUUACAAAGAAGUCUUACUGGUGCACAGAUUCCUUCCAGCCAGUGUUUAUCUCAUGUGGAAUAGAAUACAUGACCCAUAUCUGAAAUGUGACACUUCAAAGAAAUCAUUUUUGUAG
This is a messenger RNA of Thalassophryne amazonica, 1137 nucleotides long. RefSeq names its product N-acetyllactosaminide beta-1,3-N-acetylglucosaminyltransferase 3-like. Gene Ontology annotation, molecular function: hexosyltransferase activity. Lineage: Eukaryota; Metazoa; Chordata; Actinopteri; Batrachoidiformes; Batrachoididae. Gene Ontology annotation, cellular component: membrane. The transcript has a single exon. Bases 1 to 1137 code for a protein of 378 amino acids. The record is from RefSeq and is a predicted model, not a curated record.